AAAACUGUUAGCUUGUUUUUAUAAUAGUUUUUUUAGUUCGCAAAAAAAUAACAAAAAUGAGUGGCAAAAGUAAUUGCCUUGUACGAGAUACUCAUUUUAAAAUCGUGAAUGCUGGAGAACUAUGGCAACGAGAAAACAGUCUUUCGUCUAUUCCAACGUUCAGCCAGAGUCUCGAUAGAGUUUUAGGCAAUAAUGGAUUAUCAACAAAUACUUUCAUGGAACUUCUCGGUUUACCUGGUUCUGGGAAAACUCAACUUUGCUUACAAUUUUGUGCAUCAGUGCAAAUUCCUGAAACACUAGGAGGAUUAAAUGCUGAGGCUUUAUAUAUAGACACAAACACCAACUUCACUAUCUGCAGAUUCAAAGAAAUACUCUUUGCGAGUCUAGACAGAUGUCGGAAAUUAUUGAGUAUGCCAUUAGAUUUCAGAGAAAAUGAUGCCUUGAAAAAACUGCACUAUGUCAACGCAUUUGGAUUAACUAAAUUCUGUGCAUUCUUGCAUAGGCUUCCUAGGUUCAUUGUUCAACAUCCUAGGAUAAAGCUAAUAGUGAUAGAUUCAAUAGCUUUCCCUUUCAAAGACGGGAUGGAUACCCGACAGAGAACAGGAUUGCUCUUCAGAUUAAUGGCAGAAUUGCAGCAGAUAGCUGUGGAAAAACAAAUUGCUGUAGUGUUAACAAACGAGAUGAGUACUCGGCUGGGCCUGUCGAGCGGCUCGGUUGUAGGCUCGCUGGGUGAUGCUUGGGCGCACCGCAGCAACAAGAGGCUGCUUCUCUGCCACACAAACGGACAAAGGACUGCGCUGUCACUUAAGGAUAACAGUGCUGUUAAUGCUGUUGGAACAUUCCAGAUAACACUGGAGGGUAUAAGGGAUAUAAAUUGAAACAAACGAGUGAACAUACAUACUUUAAUCAUAUUGUAAACGUGUAUAAUAUAGUAAAACCAAACUACAGCACCAAUAAAUAUCAUUUUCAC
Messenger RNA from Hyposmocoma kahamanoa, 970 nucleotides. Its product is annotated as DNA repair protein RAD51 homolog 3. Gene Ontology annotation, cellular component: replication fork; Rad51C-XRCC3 complex; Rad51B-Rad51C-Rad51D-XRCC2 complex. Bases 57 to 878 code for a protein of 273 amino acids. Gene Ontology annotation, biological process: meiotic DNA recombinase assembly; reciprocal meiotic recombination; DNA repair. The record is from RefSeq and is a predicted model, not a curated record. The transcript is spliced from 7 exons. NCBI's taxonomy places the organism in Eukaryota, Metazoa, Arthropoda, Insecta, Lepidoptera, Cosmopterigidae. Gene Ontology annotation, molecular function: ATP-dependent DNA damage sensor activity; four-way junction DNA binding; crossover junction DNA endonuclease activity.